Molecule: messenger RNA, 546 nt
Organism: Vicia faba (fava bean)
Lineage: Eukaryota; Viridiplantae; Streptophyta; Magnoliopsida; Fabales; Fabaceae
Source: the annotation of a GenBank genome assembly
AUGCUAUAUUACAAGUUGCAAAAUAUAAUACAGAGUAACAAAGUUAUCAAAGCUGGGAGAUCCAUUACAUUCUCAGUCAUCACAUCAUGUUACAAUACUGGAAAAAAAACACCAACUUUAUGGUUAAAUAUUCAGUAUGAUGCAUUCUUCAGGCAACAUAAGUUGAACAUGAAAAGCAUUAUACUUUCUGUUUCUAAGAAGUUUCUCGAUAAGAAUGGUACCGACCCAUCAACCAAUCAGACUUAUGGCUCGCUUUUAAAAAAACUUACGUUUAUCAAGACAUUUGCUUAUGGAAUUCCUAUCCCCAAGGGAUACAUAUGGACUGUAGAGGCUAGUUAUCUACCGCCACAUACCUCUACGGUCACAGACACACAUAAAGUGAGACUGGAAGUUUACGCACCGGGUUGUUCAAAUGAUGACUCACUCAGCUUUAAUUACAGUUAUGAUCCUCUUGAUGAGUACCUCCAAUUCAUUGAUGAUGGUACCUUCUCCAUCAAUGGUGUGCUGUCUGAUAAUCCCGUAACUCCAUCUGCUGCUAUAGGUUGA